AUGUUCGAAACUUCUGUUGAUUUGCAGGGAAAUGAUCUUGUGUGGCUAAAUAAACCAGAACUUCCCGUUGCAGAUGAGGAAAAUAGAAAACUAGAAGAGGAGUUGAGAAAGAAAAAGAUUGAAGUGGAAAGAUUGAAAAUUAUUGUGCAGAAUAAUAUUGGUCUUGCAAAGCAAACAAGAGAGCACAUUGAUGAGUUACGCCAAACUCUAAGUUUCAAACAACAAAUGUAUAGAACAAAGGAACAUGAAUUGGAAAUGGAAGUGCAUGCUUAUAAAGUAUUGGAAAGAGAAUGCAGCCGCCUACAACAUGAAAUAAAGAUAGUGAAUCAAGAAAUAAAGACUCUAAAAGAAAGAGAAAAACUGAGAGAGACUCGUAUUGCCGAACAAUUGGAAAAGCGUGAUAAGCUGAAAUCAGAAAUUCAAUGGGAUGAAAAGAAUUUAUUGAUGCACCUUGAAAAGUCUGCUCAAAUGGAAAAAGACAACAUGGCCCUUUUAAAGUACUCCAGUGAGGAUGACAGUAAAAUAAAUGAACUUGGAUUACUUAUUGAAAAGCAUAGCAAAGAAUGUUUUGAGAGAAAAAAUGCUCUUGAUGAUGCGAACACUGAAGUUUUUAUUGUGCAGUCAGAACUAGAUCGAAUGCAAGAGGAGUUCCAAAAUGCAUACACCGAAAGAAGCAACAUAAUAAGCAAUUGGGAGAAAGUUAUGCAACAAAUUCAACAAAGAAAUUCCGAUAUCAAGAAAUUGUCAGAACGUAUGACAAAGAUGAAAGACGAAGAAACCCAGCUAAAGCGUAUGCAAAAAGAGCAGUUUCAGCUUUUGUCUUCAGAAACGGCUCGUAAUGAUGAGUUAGAGCGCAAUAUUAGAGAAAAAGACAACCUUUCUACUAAGCUAAGAAAUGCUUUCAAAGAUGCUCAAGCUCGUGAAGAAAACCUAAAAGCUGAGCUAUCCACUGUCAAAAAUACCUCAAACUACCUACUAUAUCAGAAACAAAUAAUUGAAAAUAAUUUGAAGCAGCUCGAUAAGCAAUUGAAUCAAAAAAGUCAAAGACUAGAAGAAGUUAAUAACAUGAAUAAGAAAUUAGAAAAUGAUAUUGAAGCUUUAAACAAAGAAACAUUUGAAGCUGACCAUUGCACUAAAGAACUGGAAAAUCUUCUUGCAAGAGAAAAUGCUAAAAAUAUACAGUUGCAAAAAAAUAUAGACAAUCUUUCUAAAGAAAUUUUAAAGUAUAGUCACGAAAUAAAAAAUAUCACAGAAGACGAGAAGCAUACAGAAUCAUUGAUAAAGAAUUUAGAAACUGAGCAACGUAAUCUGGAUAAAAAAAUUGCUGCCACAGAUCGGCUUAGGACCAAACAAGAGAGCGAAAUGUAUGAAAUUGAGUCUAAACUAGAAAAGUUGCAACUCAGAAUCAAGAAAAUGGCAGGAGUUACAAAUGAAGAGGAAAAGCGUCAAAUGGAAGCUGAACGUUCCCAACUUUUGUCAAUUUUAGAUGAAAAGAAAACAGCUUUAAAUAUGCUUACUGAAGAAUUGAAAGUUAUGAUGGAAAGAAUAACCCUCUCAACUAAAGAACUGGAGAAUAAUAGGAAACUAAAUUCGGAAUUGGUGGAAACAAUAAAAUCGCUUGAAUUUUAUGUGUUUAAUUCUCAAAAAACACUGAAGUGUUGCAUUUCACGAAAACAAGAAUUGCUUGUUCAAGAAUGCCUGCUUAGAUUUCAAGUGAAGAGGUAUCAAAAAAUUUUAAACAAUCGUAACAAGUCGGUAUUUUCUCUUCAAAAAGAUAAAGUUGAAUUUGAAACGAUGAUGAAAGAAAGAAUAGAAGAGUUGAAAAGUUGUACUGAUGUGCUUGAUGCUGAAAUAAGAACCGAACAAGAUGAAGAUGGUACAAUAAAGAGAAAGCUUCAUGACUGUGAUGAUAAAGUCACCAAACUUCAAACCAAAUACAAAGUCAUUAUGGAUGCUUUGGGAGUAAGUGAACCUGGAGAAAGUGCGGAGGCUGAAAUGUUACUUAAAGCUGAAGACGAAAAAAGAGAUUUGCAGCAUGAACGAGAUAAAUUAAUAUCCAAAGUUUUUGAAAAUGCUGAUGAGUUAUCUGCUCUGAAAAAUACGCUUUGGGUGAUUGAUGCAGCAAACGAGCAAUUCAGAGAAUCAUUGCACCCUCCUGGAAUUUCUUUGGAAGACAGUGAGAUUCUAAAGAAAUCUGAAAUUGAUGGUCAAGCAAUUGCUAUUGAGCUUCACGAGAGUAAAAAACAAGUAAAGGCAUUAGAAGAGCGUAUAGAACAGAAAAGAGAAGAACUGAAGCAAAAGCAAAAAUCUUCAGAUGAAUUUCAAGACAUUAUGCUUGAUAGACAAAAUGAAAAUGAAAUGAUUUCUAAAGAAAUAGCUGAAAUUCAAGCCAAAAUUCAAAGAGCUGACAAAACCAAUUCACGCUUAAGUCUUGAAGUAAAAAAUAAGAGUGAUCAACCAGAUAUUGAAGAGGACAUUAGGAUAUAUCUUUUACGAGAAAUAAGAAGAACAGUUUCGGAUUUACUCUUUGCUGCUGUUGAGAAUAAACCAGAGAUUUUUACUAAAGUGCAUGAUAUGUUCCAAGAGGCUAAUUUGCCGCUCCCAUCGAGAGCCAGAUCUUCACUGUCCAGACAUUCUUCAAUUUCUAGUUUGAAUUCUCGAAGUACUUCCAGGAGUUCUAACCAUAAAAGUAAUGGGUCUCAAAGAUCAAAUCCUAGCUCGGGUAGACAAGGUUCAUCUGAAUCAGUUUCACCUUCAAUAAUUACUCUUGGUGCUGAUUUAUGA
Molecule: messenger RNA, 2784 nt
Organism: Uloborus diversus
Lineage: Eukaryota; Metazoa; Arthropoda; Arachnida; Araneae; Uloboridae
Product: coiled-coil domain-containing protein 39-like
Exons: 19
Coding region: 1-2784 (927 amino acids)
Biological process (GO): inner dynein arm assembly; cilium-dependent cell motility; cilium movement
Cellular component (GO): axoneme
Source: RefSeq, a predicted model, not a curated record